Molecule: messenger RNA, 696 nt
Organism: Mitosporidium daphniae
Lineage: Eukaryota; Fungi; Microsporidia
Exons: 3
Coding region: 1-696 (231 amino acids)
Cellular component (GO): Golgi trans cisterna; Golgi medial cisterna; membrane
Source: RefSeq, a predicted model, not a curated record
AUGCAAGUUUUGAUUACUUGGAAUGGGGUCGAACUUUUGGAAAUUGGACUGGAAUUUGGAAAUUGGUUUACAAUUUUGUUCAAUGAGCAUCCCUUCUGGUCCACUCUAUGGCAAGACCAAGGGCUGCCGCUUGAGGAGAUACUUGAGAAAAUCCCUCCAACAGUAAUCAGAGAGGCACUCCAUUCCAACCCAGAGGCGGUAUUAAUCAUCCUCACAAAGGUAAGCCCUUUCGUCUCUCAAGCGCAGCUUGUUGCCGUGAUCAAGGAGUUUCUCGCACCCACCUUUUCGGGCCAGUUUCCCAGUGUCCGACAAUACGUGGCAGAUUCGGCCACCAUCCAAAAACUGCUACAUGCAACGCGAAUGCUAUGCAGGAUCCUUCCGAUCAUAUUUGAAGAUCAGAAGCUACGAAUCCUUUUUGCUCAACAGCACUCUGUGCCUAUAGGCAGUGCCUGUGGACUGGCGCCAGCUGUUCUUGAUUUGCUCUUUGUGCCUGGGUUUACCAUCCCUCCCAAUGCCACGGACGAAAAUAUCAAGGUUUUCUACUCGAUCUGGGAGUCCGGAAUUGGUUCUGAAAAGCAGGUAGAGUCGUUCCAACAAAUCGACCUCAACCGCAUGGAAAUCAUACGCCUCAUUCUUGUGCUGUUUUCAUGGCGCAUGUUCCAGGAGCCAUGUAUUAAUGUCCCUUCCUAUUUGUAG